This is a messenger RNA of Mycotypha africana, 1275 nucleotides long. RefSeq lists its product as uncharacterized. Bases 1 to 1275 code for a protein of 424 amino acids. The record is from RefSeq and is a predicted model, not a curated record. NCBI's taxonomy places the organism in Eukaryota, Fungi, Mucoromycota, Mucoromycetes, Mucorales, Mycotyphaceae. The transcript is spliced from 2 exons.
AUGGCAGAACGUCAGCGAAGACAAACUUCUCCCUCACGUCUACUACAUUUACCUUUAGAAGUCUUUGUCAAAACAUCGCAUUAUUUAAGCUUUGCAGAUCUAUGGUACUUGGGCACUAGUUCGAGAUAUUGCAGAGUUCUAGCUCAUCAAAUCAUUUGGCACAAAUACCAAAUUGAUCUAUCCAAACCAGAACUCAAUAUAUUCAGUCAUAUGGUACAUGCUGCUCUUGCCUACAUUACUCGACAUGGAUAUAAAAAGAACACGAAUAAAUUGGAUUACUUCAUCAUCCAGAGUGUGGCCAAUAGACUCGCUGUCGAGAUUUAUGAUAAAACGCCGUUCAAUAAUUGGGAGCCUUGUCUUGAUUUUUUCCUGGAUAAGACGCUUGGCAUCCUUCUGGAUCAUGUUUUUCUUGAUCCUUUGUUGGAUGUUGUACCAGCGCACUCUUCCUCCCCCUUUACUGACCUACAACGAAGAGCCAGCAAUGAUAAGAUCAACCGUCGGAUCUUGAUGACUGAAUUCUUUCCAACGCGAAUGGGCCGUUUAUUGUCCAGUUUUUUAACGACAUUUUAUCCAACGUUGACAGCUCUAUUUGAAACAGAAUCUACUACUGAAAUACAUCAUCGGCUCUUAUUGAAUCAUAUUAACCGUCAUCUUGAUAACAUGGCAAAACGAUACCAUAACCACUGUCAGCGCGAACUGUUGCUGGUUUCAUCUUCACGGACAGCACAUGCAAAUGCCCUAACUGCCAUCAAGCAACAUUUCAAAUUUAUACGGCUUAAUUAUCGUAUCAUGAUACGCUUUAUCGGAACAUUGUUACAGACAGAUCUUUUGUCAGCCAACGAUGUGAGCACCCUUAUUCGACAACGUAUCCAAUUCUUUUACCUUAUACCCCACUCGGAUGCCGAUGUUACAGGAUCCAUUUUUGCAACCUUAUCGAAUGAUACAAAACAUUACUUUUGGCAAAUGUGGCUAGACGAAAUAGAUUUUCAGAUGGAAACAUACUUAGAUUUAACGAGAUCCAUUUUAGCACUUGAACGUACUUUGCAGUCCCGAAACGCAGAAAUCAUCAAGAUUUCGUCCAUGCUUGAUGAAAUCAUGUCUAAUUUAAUCUCUAAGGAGUUUAGCAAAAACCUAUUUAUGCUUUUCACCACUGGUUCCUCCUCUCCCUCCUCGUCCUCCCAAGACAGCAACACAUCAAAUAUCACGAAUAUCACGACCACCGUCACAUCCGAUGCUACAGUAGCAACCACCACCACUACGACUACUUCUGUUUGA